AUGGAGCAGCACGGGUACAAGCAUUUCAGCCACUCGCACAACCUCAUCAUGCACCAACUGCCUGAAGGUGUCGAUGUCUCCUGCUCCGGUUGCAACUCUUCCGGCGACGGCACUGUGUACAUUUGCUGGCAAUGCAACUUCUUCCUACACGAGCAAUGCUACAGGGCAACACGAUCUUUGAAACACCCAUCACACCCUCCUCAUCCUCUCACCUUGGUUCCUUACCCUACUUAUCCUUCUAAUUCCUUCUACUGCAAUUCCUGUGAAAUCAUCGGAAGUGGCUUAUCUUACUCCUGUGCUCAUUGUGAGUUCGACCUUCAUGUUCAAUGCGCUUAUUCCAUUUCAAGAGCUACCAGCUUCCAAAAAGCUCAUCAAUACCCUACAAAUUAUUACGAUCAUCAUCACCAAGAACUAGUUCCACCAAACACGGCUCACAAUGCCCCCUUUGUUUCUGUUCCCGAUAAUCUUCAACAACUUCAACUCACUGCUUCUCAGAAUCAUUACACAGAUCCCAAUCCGCAUUAUGUUUCUAUUCCUAACCCUAUUAAUAUUAGCGGACAAUAUCAUUCUACAGGUCAAAAUGGGCAUACAGUUUCCAUUAUUACUAGUUCCCAGUAUCCUUCCAUGGCUGAAGCUGGACCUUCUGUUUCCAUCCCCGUUAAGGAUCCUGUUAUCAGUGCCCAAUAUCCUUCCAUGGCUCAAACUGGACCUUCUGUUUCCAUUCCCACUAGUUCUCAAGAUCCUGUUAUCAAUACCCAAUAUCCUUCCAUAGCUCAAACGGGACCUUCUGUUACCAUUCCCACUAGUUCUCAGGAUCCUGUUAUUAGUGCCCAAUAUCCUUCCAUGGCUCAAACCGGACCUUCUGUUUCCAUUUCCACUAGCUCUCAGGAGUCUGUCACAAAUACUCAAUAUCCUUCCACUGUUCAACCUAGACCUUCUGUUUCUAUUCCCGCUAGUCCUGCGAAUCAGGUUAAUAGCACAGGAGAUUCUUCAAAGCCUCAAAAUGAACCUUCUGUUUCCAUUCCCACUAGUUAUCAGAAUCCAGUAACUAGUCCACAAUAUCCUCCCGUGGAUGUCUCUUCUGUUUCUAUUCCUACCAAUAAUCUGAAUCCUAUACCUAGUGAACAAAAAUUUAACAUGGCUCAAAACGUUGCUUCUUCGGUUUCUGCUCCUAAUGCUUCUCCUUAUUGUCAACCUGAAAAUCAUAUUGAAUCUGGUCAAAACCAACCGAAUCAUAAAGGAAUCAUGCACUACAGUCACCCUCACAGUUUACGUAUGGUCAACUUACAAGAUGAAGAUAAUGAGAUUGAAUGUUCAGGAUGUGAAGAAACUGUAAAUGGAAAGGGCUAUUCAUGUGCUGAACCAAAUUGCAACUUUCAUCUUCAUGAAUCAUGCUUUCAACUGAAACAACGGAUCCAACACAAGUCACACCCGGAACACCCUCUAACUCUCCUCCCAUUAGCACCUUACAACAAUGAAAAUGGUGAAUUUACUUGCAAUGCAUGUUUUAGCGAUGGUACAGGCUUUACCUAUCACUGUUCUAUUUGUAAAUUUGAUCUACACAUCCAGUGUGUAAGCUUGCCUGAAACAGUGACAAGGAGCGAUCAUGAGCACUUGCUUAAACUGUAUUACUCAUGUCCAGUGAAAGGUGACGAGUACACAUUCACGUGUGAUGUUUGUCAUGUGGAUGUCCAAAAGGAUCGUUGGACUUACUACUGUGAAUCAUGUGAUUAUGGUACGCAUUUGGGUUGUGUGGAUUGUGAAGAAUGUGUUGUAGACAGUAUUCUUGAUACCCAAAUGCAGCUCCAGAGGCUUCAGUUGCAAAUGGAAAUGUCGAGACAGAAUGCCCAGUUCGUUGCUAGUAUGGGUGCAAGCCUGUUAAGCUUGGUUUAG
Molecule: messenger RNA, 1893 nt
Organism: Lactuca saligna
Lineage: Eukaryota; Viridiplantae; Streptophyta; Magnoliopsida; Asterales; Asteraceae
Source: the annotation of a GenBank genome assembly